GAGAAAAAGGGAACAUGUUAUGUAUUUAUUUGUAUAAACUGAUCUGCACAUGAGGAGAGAGGCGGAAGGAGCGAGUGAGUGAGAGGGAGAGGAAAUAGUCCCAGACACAGAGGAGGAAGCGGAGGAGCAGCAGUUUCCCCCGGCAAGAUGCAUCGUACGACGCGGAUCAAGAUGACGGAGCUGAACCCACACUUGAUGUGCGCUCUCUGCGGAGGAUACUUCAUUGAUGCCGCAACCAUUGUGGAGUGUCUGCAUUCCUUCUGUAAGACCUGUAUCCUGCGAUACCUGGAAGCACACAAAUUCUGCCCCAUGUGUGACUCGCAGGUCCAUAAAGGACGUCCCCUCCUCAGUAUCAGGUCAGACAAGACACUGCAGGACAUUGUGUAUAAACUCGUCCCAGGACUCUUCAGAGAUGAGAUGAAGAGGAGACGGGACUUCUAUGCUUCUUACUCACGUUCAAAGGACAACUCAAGCUCCGAGCAAGGGCAGAAGGUGUCAGAGUCCGGAGAGGCUCCAGUUCAACAAGAGGAGAAUAUCAGUCUGUCCAUCCAGUUUUCUGAGGAUGCCAGGGACGAGUUACAAGACCCGGUGGAAAGUGAAGAUUUAGAAAAGAGGAACAGUCUGCGAUUCCUGCGCUGCCCGGCUGCCAUGACCGUUACGCAUCUCGCCAAAUUCUUACAGAACAAGAUGGACGUUCCCAGCAAAUACAAGGUUGAAAUUCUGUACGAGGAGGAGCCACUGAAGGACUAUUACACACUUAUGGACAUAGCGUAUAUCUACCCUUGGGGACGGACAGGUCCUCUUCCGCUCAAGUAUCGGGUCCAGCCUACGUGCAAGAGGUUGAGGUUUAGUUGCCCACGAAGCCUCCUGGAUCUUAAUCGUGGGAUGACAUCCGAGGGGGAUUCCACCAGCGACAAAGCCAGCAGCCCCGCUCCUGUUCCUUCAACGUCAUCUUCUCUCCCCAGCCCUGCGACCCCAUGCCAAGGCUCCCCGAACCCCAACACUGAGCUCCCCCCAUCCUCUGCCCUCCAAAACGGCCAUUCUGCCAGCCGAGGCCGCAAGGUGGCUCUCAAUGGAGUCCCUGGGCCUCCUCUCAUCUGAAGAGCUUGUGCCUCUGCAGGUUUUUAAAUAUGUAUAUAUAUGUACAUAGACAGAAGGACUUGGUUAUUUUCUAUGGACAAAACAAGAGUAAUUUAAUCCUGCCCAUUACAGAAUUCCUGUUUUUUUUUUGUUUUAUAAUUUAUAAAUAAAAGGGGUGCAGAGGCAAGAAACCUUUCCUGCUUGCCGAUCUCCCCUUCCCAUGG
Messenger RNA from Xenopus laevis (African clawed frog), 1304 nucleotides. It is a transcript of the gene pcgf2.S, whose product is annotated as polycomb group ring finger 2 S homeolog. Gene Ontology annotation, cellular component: nucleus; nucleoplasm; PRC1 complex. Gene Ontology annotation, molecular function: promoter-specific chromatin binding. The record is from RefSeq and is marked provisional. Gene Ontology annotation, biological process: chromatin organization; negative regulation of transcription by RNA polymerase II. Lineage: Eukaryota; Metazoa; Chordata; Amphibia; Anura; Pipidae.